ACAAGUUUCUCUCUCAAGGCCUUGCUUACUCCAAGUGGAGAGCGCGAGCUUGAGAGAUAGAGAGAGGACGUUAUUCGGCAAGCUUCCGCAGGGGAGAGAAUUCAACUUAUUUCUGAUCACAAAACAACAAAAGAAAAAAGAAGAAAAAAAUAUCCUCUUUUCUCUUCCCAGCUAACUACUGCUACAUCAAACCGGCUUUUACGUAGGCAUUAACGGGCCUAGAGAAGGACAUAAAGAGUGUGUGCAUCAAGGGAGCCGGUGUAGAUUUUAUGGAGUCGGGUGUGGAUCGUUGCGCUCUUGCAGAGGUCACCAUGGAUGCAGGCUUGGCUUCUGGUUUGUGUUUUCAUGAGAGCACCGAGGGACUCGAGCACAAGCUUCUCUGUGCCACCUUGGAACUUGAGUCGCUGCGGGCUAAUGUUAAGGAGGAGAUAAGAAGGAGAGAGGAAGAUAUCAAUCAAUUAAUCCAACGAAUUCGAGUGGUCACCCACGAAAGAGACGCAGCAAGGGAUCAACUGCAGCUUUUACUCGAUAAGAUCACACAAGCUAACACGGGGGAGCUCUCUCCCAUGCGAUCAGGCUCUCUCCAGCCUGAUAGCCCACAGAUGCGGCAAACCGGAGCAACUUCCAACAUCACCGAAUCCGAUAGCCUCUCGGGAAUUCCCACCCAUAAUUCUCACAGCAUCGUUGCUUUCCCAGAAUCGUCAAGCAUAAAGAUGGCUAAUACCUGCAACAUGCUUAUGGUGCAACAGCGGAGCUCGCCGGCAAACAAUAGCACAGCGGACAGAGCUUCCGUUACGAUCAAUAGCCUUGCCACGAAUAAACCUCUCCCGCAGAGAGGGAAGCUGUUGCAAGCUGUCUUAGAAGCAGGUCCUACGCUGCAGACCCUUCUCUUGGCAGGGUCACUCCCUCGAUGGCGCAAUCCUCCGCCGCCGCAACCAUUUAAGGGUCCGCCACCGGGCGUUCAAGCUCAGACAGCUUCACUGUUCACCCCUAAAAUCGUACCGAAUCCAAGCAGCUCGGCUCGUACUUCUCCGAAUUUAAUCAACCAUGAGAAAUCCGAUGGAGCAUCUCUUGUUUACGUGCAGGCAACCUUGAAUUCUCAAGGUGACGCGAUGAAGAGGCCGCCGCUGACCUCGCCAUGUAUCAUGAGCCAUGACAGGAUGAACAUGAAGAUACAGAAGACUCAAUGCACUGGAGGUGCAUGAUGUGAAGGAGUUUAGCAACACUAGUAAUUGGGAGACAUCCGUCUUCUGUUUAUCUAUGCAUGUUCACGUAUUUUAAUGAUGUUUAUAACAUUCGACUAUUUUCUUC
Musa acuminata AAA Group (dessert banana) is the source of this 1311-nucleotide messenger RNA. RefSeq lists its product as uncharacterized. NCBI's taxonomy places the organism in Eukaryota, Viridiplantae, Streptophyta, Magnoliopsida, Zingiberales, Musaceae. The record is from RefSeq and is a predicted model, not a curated record. Bases 270 to 1205 code for a protein of 311 amino acids. The transcript is spliced from 2 exons.